AUGAGGAAGGGUCUUCUCAAGCAAGGCUUUAAGAAGAGAGAAAUCAUUGAGUACUUCAAGAACCGAGCAGCUGAAGAGGAAGCUGUCGAAGCACGAAUAGACUUCUCUGAUCCAGUACCUACCACGCUCGAGCUUUGCAAUAGACCACCUGUUGCCUCAAAGCAAGAAGACUCGUGCUCACCCACCACCGAGCAUGCCUCAUCGAGUAGUUCAAACGUAUCUCCUCCAGAAGUAUUGUUGCCAAUGAGGGACAAGGCCACAGGAGCACCAGGCACAAUGAGCCAGAAACAGCACAUUGUCAACCGCCAACAUGCCCCAAGACAGAGUUCCCUGCUUCGCUUUGUUCGAGAGGUUUCUUCCGAAGAGUCUGUGAAAGACAAUACGAAACCCAGAACUCUCUUCUCUCCCCAAUUGAACAUCACCUAUCGUCCUCGCAGCCAAACCUAUUCCUACGACCAGUCAGAGAUGGACGAUGACGAUGUUGAUCGAGAGGAUAACAUGGACGAUAGCGAACUCGAGCAUCUGCAUCUAGACCACGAACUUGUCCCUACGAGCGCAGAAUCUAACAGGACGACUGUAAGGAUUGUGUCGAACUUGAGACCUGAGGCGGAGACGUUUACACCCCUUCAUGUCCAACAAGAGCGUGAAAACCACACCUGUAAAGGCAAAGCAAAAGUGGAUGAUGAUACUGCAAUUAGCAUUUCAGAUGACAUCUCACUGCCAAGUUCACCACCACUUUUGCCCUUAAACAAAUCCGCAAGUGUCCGCUCUCCCUCUCUGCCACGUAUACCACGCACACCGUCAGGGACUACUCGUCGGGAUGUACAUCAGCGGUAUCUUGAUGGUUCCUUUACAGUUUACGAUGAUUCUGUCCCUGCCCGCUACCAACCACAAACUCCAGCUGAUUUGAGCAGAGGUCAGCUGCUGACUGAUUUCCAUGCCGCCUACACUGCUCCACCUGGCAUGAUCCGCUCUCCCGCUUUUUUCCAGGGUCAGUACCUUCAUGGUCCCAGACAACCAUCAGGUGACCAGAGUCCAGCAGCAAGAGCACAAUCCAUUCGAGAACGACGACAACGUGAGUUUAGUCGUGGUGCACGUGUUGAGCGACUCAGAGUCACUCGUAUGUCUAAUGGAAUGCCACUGCCGGGUAUUGACCAGACCAAUAACUUCGACAAUAUCUGGCGGGACGAUCUGGAUGCCGACGGUGUAGGAGAGGAGAACUUUGAGGACUUGACGCUUGCUCAGGCCUUUCGAAGGUUGAGAGUUCUUAGUGGCAAUCGUGUGGCAUUAUAA
Lithohypha guttulata is the source of this 1293-nucleotide messenger RNA. RefSeq lists its product as uncharacterized. Bases 1 to 1293 code for a protein of 430 amino acids. The record is from RefSeq and is a predicted model, not a curated record. The transcript is spliced from 2 exons. NCBI's taxonomy places the organism in Eukaryota, Fungi, Ascomycota, Eurotiomycetes, Chaetothyriales, Trichomeriaceae.